Magallana angulata is the source of this 2770-nucleotide messenger RNA. RefSeq lists its product as uncharacterized. Gene Ontology annotation, molecular function: S-adenosylmethionine-dependent methyltransferase activity. The transcript is spliced from 7 exons. Lineage: Eukaryota; Metazoa; Mollusca; Bivalvia; Ostreida; Ostreidae. Bases 131 to 1666 code for a protein of 511 amino acids. The record is from RefSeq and is a predicted model, not a curated record.
CUUGGGUCAUUCGGUCAGACAACGCAUAUAAAACCACAUACUUCACAGAAAUUCACAGAGAAUCAUACAUUAUAGGAAAUCUUCUCUGUGUCAUUUAUAUUCAACAGGGGCAAGUUUUUGACUAUUAAAAAUGAGCAACGUCACCAACUACAACGAGGUUUCCAAGUCCUACGACUCCGGAAGAAAGGCCGCGGAUGCCCACGUGAUCAAAAGUUUGAUGGAGAACUUUACCGGAAAAGAAGUCCGGGAUAUGGAUCUCGUUGAUAUUGGCUGUGGUACAGGAAAUUACUCGGAAUACUUCAUGCAGUUUGAGCCACGCAGCUUGACUUUAUUUGACGCCAGUGAGGGUAUGCUGAAUAAAGCCAAAGGAAAGGUGACAACGUCGGCAUCAUCUAAAACAAAGCUUUCCUUCCAUCAAGUCGUCUUACCAGAUAUGCCUUUCCAAGACAACUCUUUCGAUGCUGGCAUGAUCAACCUGGUUUUGCAUCACUUAGAGGUAAAUCCCGACGGAAAAUCAUUUCCCAACGUAUCGAAAACGCUGAAAGAAGCCUACCGAGUUCUGAAACCCGGCGGUGUACUCACCAUUAUUACGGAAACACCGGAAACCAUCGACGGAACAUGGUUUGGACAACUCGUACCUCAAACCUGCAAGAGGUGGCACAAACGAUUCCCAAGCCAUACACAGAUGACAACAAUGUUUAAAGAAGCUGGAUUUUCUCUGAAAUCAGCUUUGAAGUCGUUGAUGCCAUCGUAUCUUCCAGGAUAUGGACAUCUUGACGGACCGCUGCAUGAAUCUUGGAGAAAUAAUAACUCCUUUUGGGUACAAUUCAGAAUGAGCAAUGUCACAGAUUACAACGAGGUUUCCAAGUCCUACGACACCGGAAGGAAGGCCGCUGAUGCCCAUGUGAUCAAAAGCCUAAUGGAACAUUUUACAGGAAAGGAUGUCAAGGAUAUGGAUCUCGUUGAUAUUGGCUGCGGGACAGGGAAUUACUCGGAAUACUUCAUGCAGUUUGAACCGAAUAGCUUGACUUUGUUUGACGCCAGUGAAGGUAUGCUGAACAAGGCCAAAGGAAAGGUGACGACGUCGGCAUCAUCUAAAACAAAGCUUUCCUUCCAUCACGUCGUCUUACCGGAUAUGCCUUUCCCAGAGAACUCUUUCGAUGCUGGCAUGAUUAACUUGGUUUUACAUCAUUUGGAAGAAAAUCCAGAUGGAAAAUCCUUCCCAAAUGCAGCAAAAGCCUUGAAAGAAGCAUUCAGAGUCCUGAGGCCGGGUGGGGUAUUGACCAUCACUACCGAGACACCGGAAAAUCUGGAAGGGAACUGGUUCGCGCACCUUGUCCCAGAAGCUACAAAGAGGUGGUACAAAAGGCUGCCAACGCAUGCGCACAUUAAGAACAUGCUCGAAGACGCAGGAUUUUCGAUGAAGUCGUCGUAUAAAACAUUAAUGGCUUCAUAUUUCCCAGAACAAAGGGACCUUGAAGGUCCUUUGCAUGAAUCUUGGAGAAAUUUAAAUUCGUUUUGGGCAAUUUGUACGCAGUCUGAAAUUCAAGACAUGGUUGAAAAAGUUACUCAGAUGAAAAACGAGAACUCUCUUCGGGAAUUCUUUCAAAAACACGACACAACAUACAGCGUAGGCGCUCUUGAAAUAUUUGCAGCUCAAAAGUAACUUUCUUUUAUUCCAUCCGGAGCUCGAGGAACCAACGAGCUUGACAUUUAUUGAUACAUUUAUAGUCUUGAAUAAUUUCUUUUAUUUUAUCAUAGUGGUCAAUUUUAUUUAUGUUUAUUAUAUUAUAUCACUUGUUAUUUCAUUUAUUGUAGAAUUUAAAGUUGUUUAAAACAAACAAUUGCUCCAUUUUGACAGGUGACAUAAGUUAUAUUGUCUCUGGAAGGUUGGCUAUCGGAGAAGAUAUAAAUUAGAUAUUAAGAAAAUAAAAAAUCGACGAUAUUAAGAUUAUUUUAUUUAUGAUGUUCCUAGAAACCGAAGAAGGAUUUUAAACAUUAAUAAACAUAAUAAUAUUAAUCUUAUCAGGAAUUGGACAAACAAAAUGUCUUCUAACAUGCUACAUAUCUAUUUUAGCAUAAUGCUAUUAAAGAAAUUGAACUCAAACGAGAAAAGAAUUGCAAGAAAAGAGAGCAAAUUGGGACAAAAUAUGGAAUAUCUUUUUUUCCCACUGAAUUUUUUUAGCAGCGCUCUAAUAAAAAUACAUGUAGUUCAAUUUUAAUCGAUUAGCCAUCAUGGUAUUGUAGAUUUAAUUUUGUUUUAUCUCACUUGCAUGUUAAAAAAUGUCUUAUGCCAUACAGUUCAAAAUAAUUAAAAAAGCUGAAAACCAUAAUAAGGAACAUAAACAAAAUAAGUACCAUUGACCUUAUUUAAAUGUCAUGCCAGCAUAAAAGCCAAUAUAAGUAGUUUAAAAUUAUAAACUAUUGUUUGUUGCCAUCUUUAGGUUUUUUGAUAAUAAUGAUUUUUAUAAAAGGGAAAGUCUAGACAAUUGGUCGAGGUAAUUCGAUAUCUUUUUUUAAACCUAACUCAAAACUUUCUAAAGAUUUUGUUUGGCUACAAUGCCCUUCCUAAACUGCGCUCCAAUUUAAAAGUUUUAUCAUAAAUUUAUCAUUCAUUAUAAUAAAUUUUCAAUAUGAUGAUAAUCUGUCGAAUUGUUUUGUGCUGUUAUAUCUUUGGAUAAAAGUGAAUAAAUAAUCAAGGUAUUGAAGAACUGACGGGAUUUGAAUAUAUAAAUCACCAUUUAAAAAAAACCCAAACGACGACAUUUUA